This is a messenger RNA of Momordica charantia (bitter melon), 1880 nucleotides long. Its product is annotated as Galactose oxidase/kelch repeat superfamily protein. Gene Ontology annotation, molecular function: protein binding. The record is from RefSeq and is a predicted model, not a curated record. Lineage: Eukaryota; Viridiplantae; Streptophyta; Magnoliopsida; Cucurbitales; Cucurbitaceae.
CACGCCUCACUCCACAGAUAGUUGAAAGAAACGAGAACACACACACACACAGAGCAUCGGAUUUUGAUGACAAAUCCGAUCUUGACCAACUUCUUCUUCUUCCACAUCCAAUUCAAUUCAUUCCAUCUGAUGUGAUGAUAUGGAAAUCCUAUGGUAGUAGUUGUCUUGCAUAAUCCAGAAGAUUUCUAUUUCUGUACACUGAAUUGGUCAAAACCUUCUUGAUGGGAGCUAAAUUGAGCCUAAACAUUUUUGGGGCGAGAGUUGGCAGUCCCGAUGACUUUGUUCCUGUCGAAACUUGCAAAAAGCAAAAAUUGAUGCCGAACUAUUGGGAGGAAAACCAUAGACUGAUUUCCAGCCUUCCUGAUGAGAUAUCUAUCCAGAUUCUAGCUAGAGUUCCCAGGAUACACUACUUGAGUCUUAAGUUGGUCUCUCGAGCAUGGAAACAUGCCAUUAUAAGCAAUCAGCUCUUCCAUCUCCGACAGGAACUCGGGACAGCUGAGGAAUGGUUGUAUGUAUUGACAAAGGUUAAGGAUGGGAAACUUCUGUGGUAUGCUUUGGAUCCGCAGGCUCAACGAUGGCAGAAGUUGCCCCCGAUGCCUACUGUUUCUCUAGAAGAUGAAUCUAAGAAGGGGUUAACCGGGCAACGGAUAUGGAAUAUGGCUGGCUCUAGUAUGAGAAUUGCAGAUGCUAUAAUGGCUUGGCUUGGUAGGAAGGAUGCAUUAGAUCAAAUGCCAUUUUGUGGUUGUGCUGUUGGUGCAAUUGAUGGGUGUCUGUACGUGUUAGGUGGAUUCUCUAGUGCUUCCGCGAUGCGAUGUGUUUGGCGAUAUGAUCCUGUUGCAAAUUCAUGGAAUGAAGCACACCCUAUGUCAAUUGGUAGAGCAUAUUGUAAAACUACUGUUUUAAACAACAAGCUUUAUGUCGUUGGAGGGGUCACAAGGGGUAACGGUGGUUUGACACCGCUACAAUCUGCUGAAGUAUACGAUCCACAUACAGGCAUCUGGUCCGAAAUGCCAAGCAUGCCCUUUGCUAAAGCUCAGGUAUUGCCUACUGCAUUUCUGGCCGAUCUACUCAAGCCAAUUGCAACAGGACUAACGUCAUACCAGGGCAAGUUAUUUGUGCCUCAGAGUCUAUAUUGCUGGCCAUUUUUUGUCGACGUCGGAGGAGAAGUUUAUGACCCGGAUGUGAAUGCCUGGGUCGAAAUGCCCGUGGGCAUGGGUGAGGGGUGGCCCGCAAGGCAAGCUGGAACAAAAUUAAGCGUCACGGUCAACGGGGAACUGUAUGCAUUGGAUCCUUCUAGCUCUCUUGACAAUGCCAAGGUCAAGGUCUAUGAUUCCCAAUCUGAUGCCUGGAAAGUUGUGGCAGAAGACAUUCCCAUCCAUGACUUCUCUGAUUCAGAAUCUCCUUAUUUACUCGCUGGGCUGACCCAUAAACUUCAUGUCGUCACCAAAGAUGCAAAUAACAACAUAACUGUCAUGCAGGCUGGUGUGAGAAAUCAUCAUCUAGCUUCCUUCCACUCGGCAUCAUCAUCGUCAUCACCAUCUUCGCACGAUAUCUGCUUUGAAUUGCAUGAAUCUGAAGAGGAAUCCGAAAAUUUUACGAGGGUGAUUGCCACUAGAACCGUCGGGUCGGCCGAACUGGUAAGUUGCCAGACCCUUGUUAUAUAGCCGUAUAUAGUUUCAGUAUAAUUAUCCAUACUCAAGAAGGUGGUUGAAAAUCUCAAUUUUUUCCCUCUCUUCUUAGCAAAAGAAUGUUUUAUGCGGCUGAUAUGCAAAGUUUUAUUGUGCAAAGUAAUGUGUAGCCCGAUCAAUGGUUUAAACGAUUGAAACUUCAUUUGAAGUGGAUAUAUAUAUAUAUAUAUGUCAUAUUUUUGCUAUUUGAGA